Messenger RNA from Lineus longissimus, 1392 nucleotides. RefSeq lists its product as uncharacterized. The record is from RefSeq and is a predicted model, not a curated record. The transcript has 2 exons. Bases 225 to 1067 code for a protein of 280 amino acids. Lineage: Eukaryota; Metazoa; Nemertea; Pilidiophora; Heteronemertea; Lineidae.
AGUGCAAGUCAUUACUUUGCCGACACUUCCUUCAAGUGGUAAUUGUGUUGCUUGUUAUUUUGCUGUCAGUCAAUUUUACAACCAUGAGGUGAUUAAUGGAACAGCAAUGACAUGAACUAUCAAGAAGAUACCUUUCUAUGAUGGGGAUGUAUUCAAGUUAGUUUCAGAUCUGUCCAUUUGGAGAUGUCGACAAGAUACCAGAGUACUGAACAAUCAAUACCAAGAUGAACGGGCCGUCGUUUACCACGAACACGAUCCUACGGGAUCCCUUCCUCAUCAAGCACCUGAACGAGAACCAAUUUCGAGAAAACCUCCACAAAGGCUUUCUACAAUUCACAUUUCUGAUUAAACAGGUCUAUGGUCCGUUUACACCGGAACCUGUUUCAGAAGAGGAAGAGGAGGAAGAAGAACUGCCACCCAAACGCAAACUUAAACGUCUUUCAAAGGCCUGGGUUUCUCAAAGUAACGCGAGCAAGAGAACAUCCAGCAGUAUAUCAUUAAAGGAGAAACACUGGAAGGCGAUGCUACUACUAAAAUACAAAGGUGCUGAUAGUAAGGGGAAGAAGGACAAACUUAAGGAUGCAAAGAACUCGACAAAGGGUGCAAAAGGUCCGGUUAAACUACCAAGUAUCAAGAAAUCAAAACCUGAGGAUGCAGCGGACAAGCAACGCGUUCGAUACGUGUUUCGGUAUUCGGAAUCGUUGGAUCGGUUCAAGCAGCAGAAAUACGAGGAUGUACUGCUCUCAAUGGGUGUCAACCCAAACUCGGUUGAUAUUUCAAAAAUAGACUUUACGGCAAUUGAUGACCCGGCGCUUUUGGAAGUCAAUCUUGAUUGGUGCAGAGUAGGAACUUUCGUUGAGGAUGCUGCGCGCCCCGUGACAUCAUACCAAUCACAGUACGGUGACGUCGCCGAGGCGGAUAAGUUUUCGGUACUUUUCGGACAAUCUCGGGCACCUUCGCGGAAAAGUGUCAUCAGCCUUGUGAGCGAGAGGAGUAACUUGGGUCUAGAGACGCCUGUCAGGCAAGUGGGUUGCGUCCCACGUUUACCACCUAUCGGAGAGAAGUAAUAUUUCUGCCUGAAGGGACGUUAUCCGCCGAGCAAAAUCUUUCUGAAAGUCCAUAUCAUUUUUAGGGCUCUGGUCUAAUAGCCCCUCUAACUGUUCACGCCAUCUGAGGACUAUUCUCAUGAACAUAUCAGGCGGCGAUGUGUGUAAGUGAAAUAUUAUGUCUCAAUCAUAAAAAAACUCCUUGAAUAUUUUGACAAUCGUGUCGUGCUAGCUAGUUAUUAAUUUUCGCCACGUCCGUGCCCGCACCUGAGACCUUUUUCGUGCAUGUUAUUUGUAGAGCACAGUUUAUCUGCACCAUUUUUUGGAGUAUUUGUUAUGAAAUAGA